Dichomitus squalens LYAD-421 SS1 is the source of this 1525-nucleotide messenger RNA. RefSeq names its product succinate-CoA ligase. Gene Ontology annotation, molecular function: metal ion binding; succinate-CoA ligase (ADP-forming) activity; ATP binding. The transcript has 9 exons. The coding region runs from base 195 to 1445 and encodes 416 amino acids. Gene Ontology annotation, cellular component: succinate-CoA ligase complex; mitochondrion. Gene Ontology annotation, biological process: succinyl-CoA metabolic process; tricarboxylic acid cycle. The record is from RefSeq and is a predicted model, not a curated record. Lineage: Eukaryota; Fungi; Basidiomycota; Agaricomycetes; Polyporales; Polyporaceae.
GUGAGAGACAGGAAGACUACACAGAUGAGAUCAACCGUCGUCGUCGUCCUGAAUGAAGAUAAAGUCCGGUUGCUCGAUGCUUGUGAAGCCGGAGGAUUGCUGACUAAGCCAGCCUCUAGCAAUCACGAUGUUCACCGCCGACUGCGACUGCCAGCAAUCCUACUCCUUCCAGCCCUCCGCUCCCUAUAAUUCCAAUGCUUGCAACGCUGCGGAAAGCCGGCUCGUUGGCUCGCGCCACAUCUGCGGGUCAGAGGCGCUUCCUCUCCAUUCACGAAUACCAGUCCGUCAAGUUGCUCAACUCGUAUGGUAUACCCACACCUAAAAGCAUCGCUGCGAAGACCCCCGAGGAGGCUUAUGAGGCCGCGAAGCAACUCAGCUCCACUGGCAGUGUAAUUAAGGCUCAGGUCCUUGCAGGUGGUCGAGGAAAGGGCCACUUCGACAAUGGCUUGAAGGGCGGUGUUCAUGUCAUCGAAACCCCGGAGCAGGCCAAAGCGUUAGCGAGCAAGAUGAUCGGAGCAAAGCUCAUCACCAAGCAAACUGGUGCAGCCGGACGGAUCUGCAACGCUGUCAUGUUGGCCGAGCGACGGGACCCGUCCCACGAAUACUACAUCGCGGUCCUCAACGACCGGAACGUCGGCGGUCCUGUCCUCGUUGCAUCUGCUCAGGGUGGCAUGAACAUUGAGGAGGUCGCUGCCAAGGAUCCGAACGCCAUCAUUACCACACCUAUCGACUUCGAGAACGGUCUUAGCAAGUCUGAGGCUCUCGACCUCGCGAAGAAGUUGGGCUUCAAGACCGAGGGCGCGCAGAACGAGGCCGCGGACAUUUUCAUCCGCCUGUACAAGAUAUUCAAGGAGAAGGAUGCGACCCAGAUUGAGAUCAACCCGUUGGGCGAGACUGCAGACGGCCAUGUUCUUUGCAUGGACGCCAAGUUCGGCUUUGACGACAACGCUGACUUCCGUCAGAAGGACGUAUUCGCGCUCCGUGACAUUUCGCAGGAGGAACCUUCCGAGGUCGAGGCGCAGAAGUACAACCUCAACUUCAUCAAGUUGGAUGGCAGCGUCGGCUGCCUGGUCAACGGUGCCGGUCUUGCUAUGGCCACCAUGGACGUCCUUGCCUUGCAUGGCGGGAAUCCCGCUAACUUCCUUGAUGUCGGUGGAGGUGCUACUCCCGAGACUGUCAAGAAAGCGUUCGAGAUCAUUGUUGCCGACCCCAAGGUGAAGAGUAUCUUCAUCAACAUUUUCGGCGGUAUCAUGCGCUGCGACUACAUUGCCGAGGGUGUCAUCAACGCUGCUAAGGAGCUGUCCCUCAAGGUUCCCCUCAUUGUACGACUCAAGGGCACCAAGGAGGCGGAAGCGAAGGAGAUGAUCAGCCAGUCCGGUCUCAAGAUAAUUCCCUUCGACGAUCUUGAUGAGGCAGCGCACAACGCUGUCAAGCUUGCUGUUUGAGCUCAUAUCCCCUCGUAGACUACUCUACUGGAUUUUUAUGUUUCACUAGAUGUAUUCAAUGAGCUGAUAAUCGCAGUCGG